Messenger RNA from Paramecium octaurelia, 1414 nucleotides. The record is from the annotation of a GenBank genome assembly. Lineage: Eukaryota; Ciliophora; Oligohymenophorea; Peniculida; Parameciidae.
AUGGAGAAUAGAGAAUUUGAAGAACUGAGUGCUAAUUCUAAAAAGUCUGAUAGACAUAAAUCAACUCCAAUAUAAGCUUAUUUUAACUUUGUGAAAUCUAAUUUAGGAAUUGGUAUAUGAUUAUAAAACAACAUAUGCAGGAGCUAUUGUAUUACCUUUUGUAACUUAUUCUGUGGGAUGGUUUUGGUCAAUAUUUUUAUUUUUGCCAGUUGCCUUUAGUUGUGUUUAGUGAUAUAUAUCUUAAUAAUUUUAGAUCAAGUAUUUUAUUGAUUGGAGUUGCUGAUCAUUUGGCAGUGGAUAAAAUUUUAUAUGCCGAUGUUAUCCGUAUCACUUUGGGCCUAAAGUGGGCGUUCUCUUUGGACAUAGCAAUUGUAUUACAAUUGGUUGGCAUAUGCAUAGCCUAUUUAAUAUUUUUGACUGAAUCUGUAACACAAUCUCUAUUAUCGAUUGGAAUUGAAUUUGAGAAGUGGCAAUCAUUAUGUAUGACAUUGCUCAUUAUCUUCCCUUUAUCUUAUAUAAAGAACAUCCACUUCUUUCAUUUAACAAGCAAAUACGGAUUCUAUGCUGCCAUAAUGGGUUUCAUAGUGGUGCUCUAUGAUUGCUCCAUAAGGUUCUCUAAAGGAUUGUACAGUUUUGAGAAUGCCAUCAAUAUUAGAAGUAAGUCAAUAGUUUUUAUAAGAAAAGGCUCUUUUCAUUACGUUGGAGUGGCCAUUCUCUGUUGCGAAGGCAUAUUAACCAUACUACCAAUCCGAGACAGCAUGGUCAAUAAGCUAGACUUCAAAAUGGUUGCAAUUAACAGUAUGAUUACUGCAUUUGGAAUCUCCAUUUUCAUAGCUUUGAUUGCUGUUCCAACAUAUUAAUCAGACAUAAAACCCAUCCUUAUUUUUAAUUUAGAAGUAAUUCCCAUUAUAAAUAGAGAAUCCUUAUCUAUAAUUCAUUUCAGUGGUGUUCUAUUCUAUCAGUUUAUUAUUAACAUAUCCUUUAUAAUUGUUUCCAGCGGUGUAAAUAAUUGAGAGAAUGAUUUUAGAGAAGUAAUCCUAUUAGGAAGUUCCAUAAUAACCCUAAAUUAAUGAAUUUGAAAAUAAUUAAAUUGAAAAUAAUAGAGAAGAUUCAAUGUUUGCAGAUACAAAAAUACAAAUUGCGAUAAGAACUUUGGCAAUGAUGUGCAUAUAUUUAAUAGCUUACUAUGUUCCACAUUUGUCUCACUUUUUGAAUUUCAUGGGAAGUAUUUUUGGAUCACUAUUAUAAGUAUGAUAGAUUGAUAUAUAAGUUCUGCUUCCCUGUAUUGGCCCAUAUGAUUCACUUCAAGAAAACAUCUGAGCCUUAACCUAAAGCAACUUAUACGUUUGUUUUAAUAGUAGCAAUUUUAGCAAUGGUUUUGGGUUCAAUAGAAUCCUUAAGAGCCAUGAUGUGA